This is a messenger RNA of Effrenium voratum, 1077 nucleotides long. The record is from the annotation of a GenBank genome assembly. NCBI's taxonomy places the organism in Eukaryota, Dinophyceae, Suessiales, Symbiodiniaceae.
AUGAGCAGCAUGAUGAAGGCGGCCAUAUUCAUUGAACCGGGGCGGAUCGAACUGGACGAAAAGCCUGUUCCCGAUGUUGGGCCGAACGAUGCGCUGAUCAGGACGACCACGACGACGAUUUGCGGCACCGACGUGCAUAUCCUGAAGGGCGAAUACCCGGUCGCCAAGGGGCUGACGAUCGGCCAUGAACCGGUCGGCAUCAUCGAGAAGCUGGGCUCCAAUGUGGAGGGUUACACCGAGGGCCAGCGCGUCAUCGCCGGCGCGAUCUGCCCGUCGGGUCAUUCCUAUGCCUGUCUUGACGGGCUGCAUUCGCAGGACGGCCAGUGCGGCAAGCAUGGCCUGAAGCCGCUCGGCGGCUGGCGGUUCGGCAACACGAUCGACGGGACCCAGGCCGAAUAUGUGCUGGUGCCCGAUGCGAUGGCCAACCUGUCUCCGGUGCCGGAUCUUCUGACCGACGAACAGGUGCUGAUGUGUCCGGAUAUCAUGUCGACCGGUUUUGCCGGCGCCGAAAGCGGCCAGAUCCGGAUCGGCGAUACGGUCGCGGUCUUCGCGCAAGGUCCGAUCGGGCUGUGCGCGACCGCCGGCGCCAAGCUGAAGGGCGCAACGAACAUCAUCGUCGUCGACCAGGUCCCCGCGCGGCUGGAGAUCGCCAGGAAGAUGGGCGCCGACCAUGUCAUCGAUUUCAGCAAGGUCGAUCCUGUCGCCGAGAUCAUGCGGAUCACCGACGAUCGCGGCGUGGACGUAUCGAUCGAGGCGCUCGGUCUUCAGGAAACCUUCGAGGCCUGCCUGCGCGUGCUCAAGCCGGGCGGUACGCUGUCGAGCCUGGGCGUCUACUCGACCGAUCUGACGCUGCCGCUGGAUGCAUUCGGCGCGGGGCUCGGCGACAACAAGAUCGUCACCUCGCUUUGCCCCGGCGGCAAGGAGCGCAUGCGCCGGCUGAUGAACGUCAUCGAAAGCGGCCGCGUCGAUCUGGAGCCCCUGGUGACGCACCGCUACAAGCUCGAUGACAUCGUGGAAGCCUAUGAUCUGUUCGCCAACCAGCGCGACGGCGUGCUGAAGAUCGCCAUUACGCCAUAG